CGCUUCGGCUCAACUCGUCGUGAAGGGUCAACCACACCGAGGAUCCAAAAACUAAUUGCCUAUUUGUCUUUAAUCUUUGAGGGAAAGAAACGAGCGUUUUGGAUCUCCCUUUGCUGCUCUUUGUAGCGCGUUUCAAUGGGUCGACAGGAUUGAAAAGCCUGACUGUCGUUGGCAGGCGGCUAUAGCAGAGGCUGACUUGUUUUUUUGGCCCUCCCAAAAUGGAGACGGAGCGGCCAGACUUGUCCCAACUGAUUCCACCCCUGCCCACAAACACGCAAGGGGUUCACCGACUCUUGUCAGCGUAUAGAUCUGGGACAUCUGAGAUAAAAAACAUGCUGAGCCAGGAAUGCAACAUCAUCCUGGAAUGCAAAAUCUGCCAGAACAUGUUCCGCAGCUUGCCAAACUUUAUUUCUCACAAGCGAGCUUAUUGUCUCCGUCCAGCUCCCCCUCUUUCAAGCAUUCUCCACGAUAACAAACUCCCUGAAUACUACUCCACCAUCAAAGCUAUAGAGGGCGAGCUAGGGCGUAGAGACAUAGAUCGAAUUGCUACCCGCCUUGCCAAAACAGCAACCGUUGCUGGGGCGGAAGGCGUUCGGGGAGAGAAUCCCGAGGCUUCUCAAAAUGUUGCUUACUACACUGCCAUUGCCGACACAAUUAAAAGCAGGAGGGCAGCUAGAGUGGAGCACACUACUAUGCUAUCACCCCUCCCUGGUACAAGCAAGGCUGUGUCACAAACUGUCCGGAUGGAGGUUGCUGAUGAUCUUGAAACAGUUACUGAAUAUGAACCACCCAGCAAGAAGACUAAAGCAAAGAAAGGUGACGAGAAACCUGUGAAUGCUGUUUCCACACCCAAGACAAAUGACUCGGGAAAAACUCCGAGUAUUUCUCAUAGCAAAGGUGACAAGAAGAAAGACGUGCCUUACACAGUUCUUCAGUACCCGUGCCCCUUGUGCAAAAAGUUUUUCAGCAAACCAAAUGGAGCCUAUAGACACAUAAGAGAUAUUCACAAGAAGAACAAUGAACAGUUGGAAAGGAUGAAAAACACCAUAAGGAAAAAGGCAUUUUUGGUGACUCUGAACAAAAAGCCUCCAAGGCCACAAUCUCCACCGGCUAACAACAACAACAACAAUCCUCCUCCGAAGCCUGUGCACAAGCCACCCCCAAUGGUGCAAGCGUCGACUCAGCUGAGCAAAGCGCAACAAGAAGAGCUGAAGGAGUGGAAUGACCACACUUUUACAAUUGAUGUUGGGGACCAUCGCUGUGGGUACUGUGGUACCAAGUACGAGCGCCGAGCUGCUUUGUUGGCACACGCUAAGCAGUGUAGCAAAAAGACAAAGGAGGCAGCCAAGAAACCUGCCAUACAGGCUCUGCUCAAGAACAAAGGUGCUGCGAACCGAAAGAUAAGCGCCCCCAUGAAGAUAGUGAGAAAGUAUUUGAAUGAGGACCGUGGAAAAAUGGCCAACGGUGCCAAAAGUCCACUAAAAGGUAAUCUGAGAAGGAGCGCCAGGCACUCGGGCCCAGAGGACAAGAAGAGUCUCAAGUCUGACAUCAGAAGGAGCAAAACAAACAUGUUCCCCACUAUACCUCUGUUUCGAGUCAAAGUUCCAUCAUCUGCAGAAUUGGUUGUGAUAAAUAGCAAGGCAACGCACUCGCCGCCAAAACUUCCUCCACCUGUUGCCCCUCUGCAAACACCAGAGGUCAUUGAAAAGCUUUUGAAGACCCACAAGUCAAACGCUUCAAACAUCUUAGUGCGGCAGGUGUCUGACAAACCAGUUCUCUCUCCUUCAAAACCAAGCACGCCUAUCAAGGAACCACCGGCGAUUGCAUCCAUUACUCCAAUCCUCACUGUGAAACCCAAAGACGGCUAUCCAGUCAACUACUUCUCACCCGGCUCGGCAGAAACAAAGUUGAUUGGAGGUGGAAAUUCUGUUCAAAGCAGUAUACAAAUUCGAAAGGAUUAUACAAAGAGUACUUUGUCGGGUGAUGACUCCGUGGACGGUUCUUCCUCUGUCUCUGUUUGCUCGGACAAAGUGGACGAAUGUGCAGAAAAACCUCCUAUGGCCUCAGCCUUGGUAUCUCUGAACAAGAGUAAACCUCCUGUCUUGAAUGCCAACAAACCUUGUUCCCUCGAUGAUGAUGUUAGAGAUGUGAAAGUGAAGGAGAUGUCGGAAGUCGUCGAGACCUUACAUAAGGAGACCAAUGUUGACAAGAAUAGCUCGUCAGACCAAGAAGAGCAGAAGAAAGCCAUGCCUGGCAAAAAAGUGAUUCCAGAAGCCAAGGAAGGAAGUGACUCAGACGCCUCCGCAGAUCCCUCCGCGAAAGCGGACACCAAGCUCGCCGACACACCUCACCUGGAGGAAGAAGCAAAAACAAAUUCCAACAAACUAGACAAGCCAGAUAAUUUGGUUCAAAAAGAGAAGAAAUCUUCUGCUUUGGCGCCUCCUCCGCCCAGCUUAAAAAUGAAGAUCAUUAAGCUCAGGGCACCUUCCAAUGUGAGCUCAUCGGUUUUAGGCCAUAUCCCUGUAAGAUUGGCAGAAAUGCCAGAGAAAGUAGUUGCAAACAAGAGUAAGUCUUUUUCUUCUGCCGAGUCACUCGUGAGAAUGAUGUUCCAGAGGAAAGACUUAUCAAGUAAGAAGGACAGCCCGACUGCAGAUGUGGCAGUUUUAACAGGAAAAGAUUUGUGGGCUGUAUCUUCUGCUGCUUCGUCGGAUAAUGUUCCUGCGAUCUCCACAUCUGUGCCUGAAAAGAGAUGUUCGUCUAUUAAAACCAUGAAGGUUGCUCAUGUGGUCAAGACAGAGCCAGCAGAUACUGCCAAAAGCAACUCUAUCCCUGAAAGCGAAAAAGCUUCAACCUCAUCAGAAGUUAGCUUGAAGAGACAAUUUCCUAAUCUCAACGUACCUGCUGAAUAUUUGACAAAUGAAGAAUUCUUGGGCUGGGAUUCAAGCAAACCACUGAGGCCUCUCUCUUGGAUGGACGAACCGUCCUUAAUUCUUGCCACAAAGUUCUUCAGGGUGAAGUUGAAGGCAACCAAGAAUAGAAAUCCUACAACUAGAUAGUGUUCUCAGUUAUGGGUUUGAUGUUUGAUCUAUUGGAAUUGGAGUGUUUGGGCCUUUGUUAUUUUGCCAACAUAGGUUAAGAAGAUGCUGGGAUGAUGUUUACUCUGUGAGGACAUUUAAAUUUGCAGUUUGACUGCCUAGUAGUUAUAGUAUGUUAGCUCAAGAUUUACGAUAUUUCAAAAUUUUUUUGGUGGAAAAGUGUCAGGCUGAUCUUUUACAAUCAAAUUUUUAUAGAAUUCAAUGUAAAUGCACUGCUGAUUGAUUUUUGAAUUUUAUCUGCUCCAAACUGCCUCCGUGAAAUUUAAAAUUUUGCAGAUGGUUUUUGACAUCAUUUAUACCUUACAUGCAGUUUUGGUAAAACAUUAUAACUAAUUGCCAUAAGAGGUUCCUGCUGCUACUCAAAAAUUGUAAAGAAUUUCUGCCAGCAAAUUUUAGAAUUUUCACUGCUGUUGAGCACUAUCGAGCGAAUAUGCAUUUUUAAAUAAACUGAAAUCGUUACAAAAGAGGA
Neocloeon triangulifer is the source of this 3564-nucleotide messenger RNA. RefSeq lists its product as uncharacterized. The record is from RefSeq and is a predicted model, not a curated record. Bases 219 to 3056 code for a protein of 945 amino acids. Lineage: Eukaryota; Metazoa; Arthropoda; Insecta; Ephemeroptera; Baetidae. The transcript has 11 exons.